AUGGACGACAAAACGAUUCGGGGUAGAUCUGAGCUCGUUCUGAGUCAUCUUGCCAAAAGAGAUUACAAAUUCAUCACGAAAAUUGGAGAAGGGACAUUUUCUGAAGUAGUGAAAGUGCAAAAUCUAAAGGAUGGAAAAUACUACGCCUGCAAAAAGAUGAAACAAACCAUUGGGAGUCUGGAGCAGGCCCAUAACCUGAGAGAGGUCCAGGCCAUGAAGAGACUCAGCCCUCACACCAACAUACUGCAGCUCCACGAGCUCAUUUAUGACCAGGACACCGGGAUCCUCUACUUGAUAUGUGAACUUAUGGAAAUGAACAUUUAUGAGUUGAUUAGAGGCAGACAAUGCCCUUUGCCGGAGGGGAAAGUCAAACAGUACAUGUACCAGCUUUGUAAAUCUCUGGACCAUAUGCACAGCAAUGGGAUUUUCCACAGGGACGUGAAACCAGAAAACAUUUUGAUUAAACAUGACGUGCUGAAGCUGGCCGACUUCGGCUCGUGCCGGAGUGUGUAUUCCAAACCCCCCCACACGGAGUACAUCUCCACCCGCUGGUACAGGGCCCCGGAGUGUCUCCUCACAGACGGGUACUACAGCCUGAAAAUGGACAUGUGGAGCGCGGGAUGCGUCUUCUUCGAAAUUAUGAGUCUUACUCCUCUCUUCCCUGGAAGUAAUGAGUUGGACCAGGUGACCAAGAUCCAUGACGUUCUGGGCACUCCUGACCGUUCUGUCCUGCAGAGGUUCAAACCAUCGCGUGUGAUGCGUUUCGAUUUCCCUCCGCGGAAAGGGUGUGGAAUUUCACAGCUUAUCCCGCAUUGCUCCGCCCCCAACCUGUCACUCAUGUAUCAGAUGCUUAAAUACGACCCUGAGGAACGCAUUAGUGCCAGAGCAGCACUGCAACACUCCUGCUUUAGAGAGAUUAGGCUGGCGGAGAAGAGAGCCUCCACCCUGCGCAGGGUGAGCGGGACAGCGGACACGGGCGGUGCGGCCACGGUCAGCUCCGUGGACAACCUGUGGCGCAUCGGUCGACAGGGCCGCAGACAGCAUCACCUAAAGCACGUGGCGGACCCACUCAGCAGACGCAACCCCACCCACUGCCCCGUGGAGCUGCCCAAGCUGAACGUGGUUCUCCCCACCCCAAAAAUACCUUACCCCGUCCCAAGCCUGCCGGCGCUCCCCGUCACACACAGGGGGUCGCUCCCAGCCAUCACGCCCAAAAAGUGCCACUCACACUUCACAAAGCCCAGGGAAGAAACACAUCACUCGACUUUUAAGAGUUACUACAUGCCCCCCUUGGAGAGGAAACACGGGGGUUACUGA
Chanos chanos (milkfish) is the source of this 1317-nucleotide messenger RNA. It is a transcript of the gene mok, whose product is annotated as MOK protein kinase. The record is from RefSeq and is a predicted model, not a curated record. Gene Ontology annotation, molecular function: ATP binding; protein kinase activity. The transcript is spliced from 12 exons. The coding region runs from base 1 to 1317 and encodes 438 amino acids. Gene Ontology annotation, biological process: protein phosphorylation. Lineage: Eukaryota; Metazoa; Chordata; Actinopteri; Gonorynchiformes; Chanidae.